Adineta ricciae is the source of this 1374-nucleotide messenger RNA. The record is from the annotation of a GenBank genome assembly. Lineage: Eukaryota; Metazoa; Rotifera; Eurotatoria; Adinetida; Adinetidae.
AUGUCUUUGUUUGAUAUUCCCCUUCUACAAUCGCCUAAAUGUCAGAAACUCUACAGACAAUUGAGCAAUCUGAUCAGUCAAUCUGGGCAAAGUCAUCAACCGAAUUUUGCUGUAGCUGUUCUUCUCAAUGACCGGCAAUUUCCAGCAGAAUUUGCUUCCACCAAACGUGAAGCAUCGUUACAAGCUGCGUAUAAAGCAUUCUAUCAAUUAAGUCUUGAUGCGAAGCACAAUCAAAGAUUUCUUGUAGAUGAUAAUUGUACAUUAUUUGAUCGCAUUGCAUCGACCGUUCUGUCCGCAUAUCGUGAUCUUUGUGUUAGCGUGCAAUUAGAAUUAAUUGGUUGUAAAGUGCUUGCCGGUUUUGUUCAAGAGAAAUGUGAGGAACAAGCAUUCAAUAUCGUUAGUUUAGCAACAGGUAAUAAAUGUGUCGGCGGUUCGGUUUUAUCUUCCCAUGGAUUAGUAGUCCACGAUAGUCAUGCGGAACAAUUGGCACGCCGAGGAUUUCUUCGAUAUUUGUACGAGCAGAUCGAAUGUUUCAAUCAAAAUCGUGAAUCGAUUUUUGAGAAGAGUGAUGGUGGUAAACUCAAAUUGAAAUCUACGAUUCGUAUACAUUUUUAUACGUCCUUUGCACCAUGUGGUGAUUCAGCGUUAUUCUCCUCGCGUGAUCAAAUCUAUGAAGGAUCGAUUCGAGAUGAACAUGAAUUUUACCUAACAGCACGUGUUCAAGGUCAACUGCGAUCCAAGAUCGAGAAUGGCGAAGGAGCAAUUCCCACGGAAUCGAAAAGCAGUAUUCUUUAUCUCGAUGCUAUAGCUAAUGGAAAACACGUUCGACACAUGUCGUGUUCGGAUAAAAUCUUUCGUUGGAAUGUACUUGGAAUUCAAGGUGCACUUCUUUCCCAUCUCAUCGAACCGAUCUAUUUACAUUCGAUAACUAUCGGUUUUCCAUAUCAUUAUGGGCAUUUAUGCCGAGCAUUGUGUUGUCGGUUACAAGAGUAUUUCCAUUCGAAUCGUUUGCCCGAUCCAUAUCGAUUGAAUCAUCCUCGAAUUGGACAUACAAAUUUGAAGUGGAAGGAAGUAACUAAUCAGACGACUAAUUCGUAUGAUAGUCUUAAUUGGAAUAUUCAGGACAAAACAAUCGAACUGAUUGAACCAUCGGUAGGAAAACGGAGACCGAAUAAUGAAGUUUCUCGUCUAUGUAAAAAGAAUUUUUUUGAACUUUUCAAAACGAUUCGACCGGUUGAUCGGAAAACAUAUUAUCAAAUGAAACAAAGUUCGACGAUUUAUCAGCAGUGUAAAGAGAAAAUGUUUCGCGGUUUUGAAUUAUAUUAUUUGACAGGAUGGAUCUCGAAAGAUCCAUCUUUGUCAAUGUUUUUAUGA